UGUACACGAAGCAAAUUUCAAAGAUCUUUAACCUUUUAUGCAAUUUCCUUUUUCCAGCUUUUUGUGUGUGUGGAAAUACUGAUAUUUUUUGUUUCCGGACAUACCCUUUCACUCUCUGCUGUUGUAUAAUCUGUCUCUCGUCGUUGUAAUCCUUUGGUUCCGCUUUCUGAUGAUCAUUUGACUCAUCCUGGUACCCUGGUAAGAGGUUGCAGUGGAGAGACUUUCUCACGUUGCUCCGGGAGAAGCUAUGGGAAAGCCUCUUGGGAGGAAGAAAAGCAGCAAUGUUGGGAGCAAGAAACCAGGUAAAGAUUCCGAGCAGCUCACCUCAAAGGCCUUUGAUGAGGACACAGCCGUCUUCAUCAACAUGGCACAAGAACUGAAGGAAGAAGGGAGCCGUUUGUUUCAGAAGCGGGACCAUGAGGGUGCAAUGUUGAAGUACGAGAAAGCCAUCAAACUUCUCCCGAGGAACCACAUAGACGUUGCUUACUUGCGUUGCAACAUGGCAGCUUGCUACAUGCAAAUGGGGAUAGGCGAGUAUCCGAGAGCGAUAGCCGAAUGCAAUUUAGCCCUUGAAGUCGCCCCCAAGUAUAGCAAAGCUCUAUUGAAGAGAGCAAAGUGCUACGAGGCUCUAAAUAGGCUUGAUUUAGCUCUUCGAGACAUCCGCCACGUCUUGGCUGUUGAACCUAAUAAUUUGGUUGCGUUGGAGACCUCCAAUGCCAUAAAAAUGAAAAUGCAAGAGAUGGGACAAAUCAUUGACGAAGAUAAGGAGAUAGGCUUAUUACCUCCCCUCGCAUGUACUAAGGUGAAAAAGAAGAGGAGAGGUAAUAGCAAGACCGUCAAUAAGGCUGACAAGGAUCAAAAGAAAGUGGAAGAUAAAAUGGUGGUGGUAUUGGAGGAGGAGAAUGACAUGAACGAACAAAAAGUGGUGAUAAAAAACGUGAAAUUGGUAUUGGGGGAAGAUAUAAGAUGGGCACGGUUACCUGCUAAUUGCACCGUGCGUAUGGCAAGGGACAUAGUUUUGGAUAGGUUUCCAAACCUAAAGGGCGCUCUUCUGAAGUAUAGAGACCAAGAAGGUGACUUGGUGACCAUUACGUCAAAUGAUGAGCUUAGAUUGGCCGAAGCGGCUAUGGAUCAUCAAGGCUCUUUAAAGCUGUACAUUGCUGAAGUUAGCCCCGAUAAAGAACCGGCGUAUGAGAUGAGUGUUGUGGAUGAAAUUACUAAACAUCAUAAUGUCAGUACGAAAGAGGAGAACACGGCACUGAUCUGCAUCGAGGAUUGGAUUGUCCAGUUCGCACGGUAUUUCAAGAACCAUGUGGGGAUCGAAUGCGACUCAUAUUUGGACAUUUAUGAGAUGGGAAUGAAACUAUACUCUGAAGCUAUGGAGGGUAUAGUGACGAGUGAAGACGCGAUGACCCUUUUUGACAUUUCUUUAGCAAAGAUCCAAGAGAUGACAGCUUUAGCGUUGUUUAAUUGGGGUAACAUCCACAUGUCAAGGGUGAGGAAGCGGGUAUACUUUAAGGAUGAAAAUGACUCUAAAGAUUCAAUCUCUGGACAUGUUAGAUCUGCCUUUGAGUGGGCCUGUAAAGAAUAUGAAAUGGCAGGAAGAAGGUAUGAAGAUUCCUUGAUAUUCAAGCCAGAUUUCUACGAAGGACUUCUCGCACUCGGGCAACAACAAUUUGAGUUGGCGAAACUGCAUUGGUAUUAUGAAAUUUCAAGCGGGUCUGGUUUCGGGCCCACCGAGCCAUCUCCCGAAGUGUUGGAGCUGUAUAACAAGGCGGAGGAUAGUAUGGAAAGAGGGAUUCAAAUGUGGGAGGAGAUGGAAGAAGAACGUCUUAAUGGGCUUUCCAAAUAUGAAGAACAUAAAGCCCAGUUACGGGAAAUGGGAUUGGACGGACUGCUACCCAAAGACGUUACACGGGAGGAAGCUGAAGAGCAAGCCACAAACAUGAGGUCUCAGAUUUACCUGUUGUGGGGUACUCUACUGUAUGAGCGAUCUGUUAUGGAGUAUAAGGUGAGACUGCCAAGUUGGGAAGAGUGUUUGGAAGUUGCAGUUGAAAAGUUUGAGCUUGCUGGCGCUUCUCAAACGGAUAUAGCCGUCAUGAUUAAGAACCAUAAUUCUAAUGAUACUGCACUUGAAGGUUUCAAGAUUGAUGAGAUAGUACAAGCAUGGAAUGAGAUGUAUGAUAGCAAUAGAUGGCGCACCGGUGUUCCGGCUUUCAGGCUAGAACCGUUGUUCCGUAGACGUGUUCCUCACCUUCAUUCAGUGUUGGAGACUUUUUAGUAUACUUUUGGCAUAAGCUUUACCAAUGUAACAGGUUUUCUUGCAUAUCGACAGUGUUGGAUUUGGCUGUUUGCUUUUGGGGGGAGCAAAUGGCUGAAAGAGAGUUCACACUCAAAGUGUGGUCUUUGAGUUUAUGGAGACUUGGAGCUGUUUAUAUACCAUUCAUUUUAAUUGUUCAUUGAUUAUAAAAAAUGAUUGUUGAUCCACCACACACGGAUUAGGUAUUUGUGAUUUGGUCAAUGGGGCCAUUUCAUCUCACAGCUCAGUCAAUAUUGAGUUUGGAAAGGUAUUCCAUUCAUAGAUGUUUAUAGUCUUCCACAUAUUUUGUAUUCAUAAUCAUGUUUGUGUCAGUCCAUUUAGGCUGUCAGCUUUGCCGAUUUGUAACAAUUUGUUCCAUCAUAUCAGUUGUGCUAUACAUUUUUUUGUGGUUUCAGGAUUUUGUUAAUUUUGUACACCAAUAAAAAAUAGUGUG
Cuscuta europaea is the source of this 2753-nucleotide messenger RNA. The record is from the annotation of a GenBank genome assembly. NCBI's taxonomy places the organism in Eukaryota, Viridiplantae, Streptophyta, Magnoliopsida, Solanales, Convolvulaceae.